Hevea brasiliensis (rubber tree) is the source of this 2221-nucleotide messenger RNA. Its product is annotated as transcription factor MYB101-like. NCBI's taxonomy places the organism in Eukaryota, Viridiplantae, Streptophyta, Magnoliopsida, Malpighiales, Euphorbiaceae. The coding region runs from base 395 to 1948 and encodes 517 amino acids. The transcript is spliced from 3 exons. The record is from RefSeq and is a predicted model, not a curated record.
UCUAAAUCUAUACUAAUACCCUCUCAAUCAAGAGCAAGAACAGGAAGAAAGAAGGACAAGAAAGACAAGGGAUUUACUUUCUUUCUUUCUUCUUUGUUUUUCUCUCCUCUCUUUUUCCUUCCUUUCUCUCACCUUGGGAGAGGAGAGAACUCGCAAAGAAAUAUAAAAAAGGCAACCACAUUAAUCGAAUAAGUACACAAUUACAAUUAAAGAUUUGCUUAAAGACAACACACCUAUUACGCAAUCGAAAUACACUAUCAUUCAUCAUUUUUGGCUCUAUUUAAACCUCUCUCUCCCCGCUAUACAAACCCACAUAAGCUGAGCAUCAAAGCACACUACACACCCACAAAGCGAAGAGUUUUCAGGGUAUAUAUAGUGGUGAAGGAUAUCCAGAAUGAUCAGCAACGGAGAAGCUGCAAUGGAGGCCGCGCUAACUGUUCAGAAAGCCACCAGCCAAGGCCUCAAGAAGGGCCCAUGGACCGCCGCAGAGGAUGCGAUCUUGAUAGAGUACGUGAAGAAACAUGGAGAAGGGAACUGGAAUUCUGUGCAAAAGAAUUCUGGACUGAUGAGGUGUGGUAAGAGUUGUAGGCUCAGAUGGGCAAACCAUUUGAGACCUAAUCUCAAGAAAGGCUCCUUUACUCCGGAGGAGGAGAGGAUCAUCAUCGAGCUUCACGCCAAGCUUGGUAACAAAUGGGCUCGCAUGGCCUCUCAGUUACCUGGCAGAACAGACAAUGAAAUCAAGAAUUUCUGGAACACCAGAAUGAAGAGACGCCAGAGGGCUGGUUUGCCUGUUUACCCUCAAGAAUACCAAGAAGAAACCACUGCAUUUCGCAUGCAACACCAUCACCAACACCAAGAGGAACAAAAGCACCCCAACAAUAACCCAUCCUCUUCUUCAUUCUCUUCCCUUCUGUCCUCAUCUCGAAAGGCUUCGUAUAAUCCCUCUCUUACCCUCCUUGACCCAAUUAAUUUUUCGCCAGCAUUAGAUCCUUUGCACAAUAAUCUCACUCCGUUUUACUCCAACCCGGCUCUCCAAUUCAAGUCAUUUCCUGAUAACAAUACCAACAACAGUGGUUUAGCUUUGCCUAUGUCUCCAUAUGGGCGAUUGCCUUCUUCUAUAACUGUGUUUAAUCAAACCUUUCCAGCCCAAGCAAUCUCAAUGACACCACCAUCCCUUCAUUACAAUACCGCAGAUUUUGAAACUAACAUGAGUUUUACUUCAUUGAUAAUGGGAGCUCAGGUUGAACCAGUUGACCCUAUUCCUGGUUUGAAGUCUAAGCUCUCUUCGGGCCAAACGCCACCGCGUCCGAACACUCCCUUCUCAUCCAAUACUAGAGGUGGCAUUUGUGUUCGAGAGGAAUCAAGUAAGAACACUGACAAUGACAGUGAAACGGCCGUGCCAGAGAUGAUGCACGACAAUAGUAAUAGUGGUUUGUUGGAUGCUUUGUUGCUGGAAUCGCAGAAUCUGUCUCGCAAAGAAAAAUUGAUCGGUGAGAACUCGGUAGCAUCUGAUCAUAAAGGGAAACGAGUGGUGGAUGAGCCUACGGAGGAAGAAGAGAAGAUGGAGAAGGAAGCCGCCAAGCGUGUUAAACUUUCGUCAAUAAAUGGUGGUGAGGCCUCUGGUGAAAACAACUGCUGUGAUGAUUUGAGCUCUUCUCAAUCAUCAAUUGGGAUGAAACCAAGUGAGGAACCAAUGGAUGAAAUGAAUUCCAUGGAUGAUGAUUUGUUGAGCUUGCUUGAUAACUUUCCAACGUCAACGCCACUCCCAGAAUGGUAUCGGAGUACAAAUAUGGCCAAUGGAUUUUCAUCCAGCCCAGCAGGUGAAGGUAGAAGAAUUGAAGUUGAGCAAGAAGCAUCACUAGCCAGAGGCACAACCGCAGAUGAGACACCAAACGUUGAGUGGGCCUUUGGAUCCUCAUAUUGGAAUAACAUGCCAGGCAUUUGCUGAGAAGUUGCUCACAAAAAGCUGCAUAUCCUUCAAAGUGACUUUAUUUCAAAUGUUCAAGGAAGGAAAAGGAAAAUGAUCAAAUAGCUAGAGAAAUAUGAUGCUUUUAUGUGGUUUUAUCGUUUAGCUAGAGAGUUAGGUUGUUUUAGGGUUUUUUAUGUUCCUAGCCUUAAUGUUGUAAUUAGUGUUCGUUUCUUGCCGUUUGUAUUCAUCUAGAUAUGUAGAUAAACAAAAACAAUCACCUUAUGUCUCAGUGUGUCUUUGCAUAUAUCAUGG